Molecule: messenger RNA, 5417 nt
Organism: Strongylocentrotus purpuratus (purple sea urchin)
Lineage: Eukaryota; Metazoa; Echinodermata; Echinoidea; Camarodonta; Strongylocentrotidae
Gene: aqr
Product: RNA helicase aquarius
Exons: 41
Coding region: 155-4699 (1514 amino acids)
Biological process (GO): mRNA splicing, via spliceosome
Cellular component (GO): catalytic step 2 spliceosome
Molecular function (GO): mRNA binding; helicase activity
Source: RefSeq, a predicted model, not a curated record
GAUUCGCGUCGUUUGGUAAACGAAUUAAGAUGGCGGCGACCAUGGACAUGUGAAUCGUAUUCCGACAAAAAAGUCUAAUUUCAGAAAGCAUAUUAAGGUUGGGAAUUCGAAGCUUGUCUAUCAGUUUCACGUUGGAAAGUGAAACAAGUAUUUAAUGAUGAGUGGCAGUCAGAAAGGCAAGAGUUUUGCUCCUACAGUGCAGCAGCUGAAUGCAGAUUUCUUGACACAGCUUGGCAGCCGAUUCUGGGCUCCAAACAGCCCUACACCACACAUGCCCUAUGACCCGAAUGUGAUUGAAGAUGUCUACAAGAAAGAACUCCUGAAGAACAAGUUUGCUGUACGUCGUAUCAUGGUGCUUGAGUUCAGCCAAUACCUGGAAAACUACCUGUGGCCAAACUAUGACUCUGAAAAGUCCACCUCCAGUCAUCUGAUCUCUAUUGCUGUCAUGAUCAAUGAGAAAUUCAGAGAAGGAGUGUCAGCUUGGGAGGCAUGCAAGAAAAAACCUGAGCAGUUUCCAGCUUUCUUCCGUCAAGUUCUAGAGCUUACUUUGGGUUCGUUAAAGGAUCAGACAAUCUCACUGAGAGAACGGACAGUGCUUCUCAUCUUCCUCAUUCACUGCUUUAACAGUCUGGAAGUGGAUGUAAUACGAGAGCAAGUCCAGAGGCUUGUAUCCCUACCCAUGUGGGUGUGUCUCCUACCGGGAAGGCUUGAAGCUGAGCUGAAGGCCUACCCCAAAUACAAGAAGUUCUGGAAGAUCAUCAUGAAAAAUGAUGCCAAACUAGAUGAUGAGACGAAGAAGAGGAACGACUUUGAGCGGAGGUUUCUUGCUAACUUGAUCCAGCUUUUCUAUACGAUAUUGGACUCCAUCCAAGAGGAAGGUGAUGCUGCAAUGGACAAGGUCCAUUUCUGUGAGCGCUUUGUGGAGAUGAUGGUAGAUCUAGAGGCUCAGCUUCCAACGAGGAGGUUCUUCAAUGCUGUCAUGGAUGACGCCCAUGUAGUCGUUCGAUGUCGGCUGUCUGCACUAGCAAAGAGGAAGGAAGGCAAGCUGUUCAGUGAGCUAUUGGACAUGCUGACAUUCUAUGCUGGAUUUGAGAUCAAGGAUUCCACAGGAACAGCUCUUACAGACCAUGAGAUGACUGAUAUACACUAUGAUAGGAUAAGCUCUCUCCAGAGAGCUGCCUUCAAGCUCUUUCCAGAGCUGAAGAGAUUCGCAAUGUCAAAUGUUGCUAGUAUUGAUACAAGGAAGACACUCACCAAGCACUUUACACAACUAAGUGCAUCAGACCUGCAUCAUUUCGCUGCCUUCUUGCAUCUGCUGCCCCCACUUGGUGAUGAUGAGGAAACCACAGUAGAGAAGACAUUCCUUUUAGAUCUCAUGGUUUCCCAUCACGAGAGAAGGAUCUCUCAAAUCCAAUCAUUGAAUGAGACACCUCUCUACCCGACAGAAGAGAUUCUUUGGGAUGAGAAUGUGGUUCCUACUGAGUACUACUCUGGGGAAGGUUGCCUUGCCCUUCCGAAGCUGAAUCUUCAGAUGCUCACUCUCCAUGACUACCUGCUAAGAAACUUUCAUCUCUUCAGACUAGAAUCCACAUAUGAGAUUCGACAAGAUGUAGAGGAUGCAGUGCUGAGAAUGAAGCCCUGGAAGGCUGAAGAUGGUAGCUGCUUCUUUGGAGGAUGGGCACGUAUGGCACAGGCAAUUACAUCGUUCUCGGUAGUUGAGGUUUCUAAACCCAACAUUGGUGAGAACCACCCAGGCAGCGUGAGAGCUGAUAUCACCUUGACCCUAAACCUCCGUCAACAUAUCAAGUCAGAGUGGGAAUCACUGAGGAAGCAUGAUGUAGCCUUCCUUGUCACGGUCCGACCAACCAAGAGGAUUGGUAGCACCUUCAACAACAACAAGAACAAGAACAACAAGAACAAGGAGGACUUCAUUGACCAGGUUGGAAUCGCCUACGUCCGAGGGUGUGAGGUAGAGGGGCUUUUGAAUGAAAAGGGAGAAGUGAUUGAAGAAGGUCCAGAACCCAAGCCAGAUUUUACAGGUAUCACCAGGACAUACAGAGUAUGGCUGGACUCUAACCAGUACCAGAAGGACAUGGCUAAGACAGCGUCUUCUGGGACAGAGGAUGUCUAUGAGAGCUUCAAUAUCAUGAUGAGAAGGAAACCAAAGGAAAAUAACUUCAAAGCUGUACUGGAGACAAUCCGUGACCUGAUGAACACUGACUGUGUAGUACCUGACUGGCUACAUGACAUCCUACUGGGGUAUGGAGACCCAGGAGCAGCUCACUACUCAAAGAUGACCAAGCAGAUUGCAACUUUGGACUGGAAUGACACCUUCCUGAACGCUGACCAUCUCAGGGCUAGCUUCCCAGACCAUUCGGUCAAGUUGAUGACAAAUGACCCAGCUAAACUAGUGCCUCCUUUUAGGAUAACAUUUCCAGAUGCUGAGAAAGGAGGUUCUUCAGGGAAGAAACGCAAGAAUGAGGACACCUCUCAGACGAAAGCCAAGAAAGAAAUCAUUGUGGAACCCCACAUCAUCCCUAACCGAGGCCCUUAUCCAUACAACCAACCUAAGAAGAAUGCAAUCCAGUUUACCCCAACACAAGUAGAAGCCGUCAGAGCUGGCAUGCAACCAGGCCUUACAAUGGUUGUUGGACCUCCUGGAACUGGUAAGACAGACGUAGCUGUUCAGAUCAUCUCCAAUAUCUAUCAUAACUUCCCUGAGCAGAGGACCCUCAUCGUCACACAUUCCAACCAGGCUCUGAACCAGUUGUUUGAGAAGAUCAUCGCAUUGGAUAUCGAUGAGAGGCAUCUGUUGAGGUUGGGUCAUGGUGAGGAGGCACUGGAGACAGAAAAAGAUUUCAGCAGGUACGGUCGUGUGAACUAUGUGCUUGGUCGUCGCCUGGAGCUGCUCAAGGAGGUGGAGAGGUUACAGGAGAGUCUUGGAGUUCCUGGUGAUGUGUCAUACACCUGUGAGACAGCCGGUCACUUCUAUCUCUAUCAGGUGGUGGCACGUUGGGAGAAGUUCCUGAGUAAGGUGAAGCCUAAGGGUGGUAAGGAGGUUGCGGUUGAAGACAUUGUCACUCACUUCCCUUUCCAUAAAUUCUUUGAGAAUGCCCCCCAGCCAGUAUUCAAAGGGGAGACCUACGUUCAGGACAUGGACAUUGCAGAGGGCUGCUACCGCCACAUCAAGAAGAUCUUCCAACAGCUCGAGGAAUUCCGAGCAUUUGAGCUACUGCGAAGUGGGAAAGACCGGUCCAAGUACCUCCUGAUCAAGGAAGCCAAGAUCAUCGCCAUGACGUGUACGCAUGCUGCCCUCAAGAGACGAGACUUAGUCGAUCUUAGGUUCCAGUAUGAUAACAUCUUGAUGGAGGAAUCUGCUCAGAUUCUAGAGAUUGAAACCUUCAUCCCUCUGCUUCUUCAGAAUCCUGAGGAUGGUUUCAAUCGAUUGAAGCGAUGGAUCAUGAUCGGUGAUCACCAUCAGCUUCCACCUGUCAUCAAGAACAUGGCCUUUCAGAAGUUCUCCAAUAUGGAGCAAUCUCUCUUCACUCGGUUUGUCAGGUUAGGGGUGCCUACCGUAGAUCUGGAUGCUCAGGGGAGAGCUAAACCAAGCAUUGCCACACUGUACAACUGGAGGUAUCGUAACCUUGGCAACCUGCCUCACGUGAAGAGGAUGCCCGAGUUCCAGACCGUAAACCCUGGCUUGGCCUUUGACUAUCAGCUCAUCAAUGUCGAUAACUUCAAUGGAGUGGGGGAAUCUGAGCCCAAUCCUUACUUCUAUCAGAACCUGGCUGAAGCGGAGUACGUGGUGGCGCUCUUUAUGUACAUGAGGUUGCUAGGAUACCCAGCUGAGAAGAUCAGCAUCCUCACUACAUACAACGGUCAGAAGCAUCUAAUCCGUGAUGUCAUCAACAAACGAUGCUCGGACAACCCAAUAAUGGGUCAACCCCACAAGGUGACGACAGUGGAUCGUUUCCAGGGGCAACAGAAUGACUACAUCCUCCUAUCACUAGUCAGGACGAGGGCAGUUGGACACAUCAGGGACGUGAGGAGGCUUGUGGUCGCCAUGUCCAGAGCCAGACUUGGUCUCUAUGUCUUUGGCAGGGUUUCCCUCUUCCAGAACUGCUAUGAGCUAUCACCAACAUUCCGAAACCUGAUGUCAAGACCGAUUCAUCUUCAUCUAGUUCCAUCUGAGACAUACCCACCACAGAGAAAGAUCGGCCAGCCUCCACAUGGUGGUGCCAUGGUGAUAGAAGACAUGGCUCACAUGGCUGGGUUUGUCUAUGAGAUGUACAAUGACCGCAUGCAGAGGAUGCAUGCACAGAUAGGGCGCCAAAGAAGAAUAGAACGUCUAGCCAAACCUCCAGUGUCUCACAAACCCCCUGGGUCUCACAAACCCCCUGCAAAGAAAGUGGAAGAACCCAUGGAGACUGAACCUGUUGAAGAAGCCAAUAAGGAGGUGGCAGACGCAAAGGAGGAAGAGGUGGACCAUUCCAAGAUGCCAGAACAUCCGGGGGAGAGCAGUAGUGAAUCAGAGGGAGAAGAUGAUAAGGAGACGCAAGUAAUGCAGGGGCAGGCAGAGAAAACGAAGGGAAAUGAUGAUGAGGAUAAGGAGACACAAGACAUACAAGGGCAGGCUGUGGCAGAAACAACAGUGGAGAAGGCAAAAUCAGAUGAGACUGAAAAGAUGGAAGAAACUUAACAGCUUGUGAAACUCGAGACAUUCAGUGGGAUGCAGCAUGGAUAGACCACAAGAAGAACAAUAAAUAUCAACUUGUUGCUGGUUCAAGUCAUUAACAUGUACUGUAAAAAUUCAGUGAGGAUUUGUAAAAACAUUUGUGGUGCCUGAGGGGUUGCGUUUAAAUUUAGCCCCUCCCCCCCAUAUUUUUUGAGACAAUUUUUUAAAGCGUAAAAUCUUGAAAAUUGCUCAUUUUUCCCCAGAACAGAUAAAACAUUGGUUAUUUGGUCUUGUUCUGGGGGUCAUAAUAGUAAGAAAUGAAAUAACCUUGGUCUUAAGAAUUGUAGUGAAAACGAAUGUUGAAAUAUGAAGAAUGUAUGAUUUAUGGAUAAAUUGCAUAAAUAUGCUUCACGCUGCGAUCUUGGUUGAGGGCGGGGCCAAAUUAGCCCCCCCCCCUCCCCAGGGUUAAUAGCAUUUCUUUAUUGCAAUGUUACAAAAUUGUUGCUAGGGUAGAACAAACAUUAUGACUCUUCCUGCCUAACACGGCAUGUACGCAUUUUUGUAAUGUUAUCAAAAUAGCCCUACAAAAAGGAGUUAUUGGUCACAGAAAUUUGACAACAUGUAUUGCUCAUUAGCAUUAAUAAGAUUAGCCAGUUGUUAAAUCUCAGACUCCACUGAAUACCAAUCACUCUUAAAGGCUAAGUCCCCUCCAAAAAUAAUUCACUUUCGAUAGAUGCAUUGA